GUCUUAUUGUUCUAUCUGUGACAUGAUGACGCGAAGCAGGAAGUGUGUUGUUUUGAUUGACGAUACACUGGGACAAAAUUGUUGAUUUAUAUAAAACAAAAAUACAUUUCUCUUUGCUUUGAAGGAAGCUGAAUGCAUCUCACCGGAAAAAGCAUCCGCGCAAACUAAACAGUGAACAUCUGUCUCCCUACGUGUAUGCCAUCUAUCUGAUGCUGUCUGGUCCAAACCAGUGUGACAUUGUUGCAGCCCAUAACGUUGAUUGGAAUGCAACGGAAGCCAGCGAGCAUUUGGCCUCGAUUGAUUGGUCUUUAAAAAUAUAUAUUUUUUAACAGCGUUAAUUAAGCUAAACUGAGCAAGUUCAAAAGUGUCAAGGAUAGCCAGCUUGGAUUUUGGCAUCGCUCCUAUCAAAUCGCAUUGAGAGCAUACAUCAUUGACAGAAACAACUUGAAUUGUUGUAUCUCGUUGUGUUGUAGCCCUCUGGUGGCUAGCUAGCUAAAACUGUCCCUUUCCUAAAUUAUCCAUGGAUGGAGAUAGGUAUUUGGUCUUGUGGUUUUACUUAAUUCUCCAUACCAGCCAAUGAUUAUAAUGGCGAUUCUGAUUAAUUAAUGCACUGUUGUGCUCCUGGGCUGACAGGGUGGACAUUCAGCAUGUAACAGGCUAAAGUUGCCCGUGAAUGGAAUUAGGCUAGCAAGUAAGCAUUUUAGCCAGGUAGCCUAGGACAACAAAAAAUAAAAGUGUGUACUGUAUGGCUGAGUGAUAGACCUUUUCGUCAACAUGAAAGAGAGGAGGAUGGCAUUGGCGUUUCUCUACAAGUAGGGUGCAUUGUUGCUCUACAUGUGAAACGUCUGUAUGAGUGACGCACACAACCACAGCACUCCACUACCAUGGGCCAGCGAAGGAGGGGGGUGGCUGCAUCUCCUGGGGGCCCCCAAGCAAACAGACACCCUGACGGGCUCACAGUAGCUCCCCAGGCCCCAACCAGGAAACACAACAUUUGCAUGGUGUCAGAUUUCUUCUACCCCAACAUGGGAGGGGUGGAGAGCCACAUCUACCAACUAUCCCAGUGUCUGAUCGAGAAGGGCCACAAGGUGGUGAUCGCCACCCACGCCUACGGCUGCAGGAAGGGGGUCCGCUACCUGACCAACGGGCUCAAGGUCUACUACCUGCCCCUGCAGGUGAUGUACAACCAGUCCACCGUCACCACCUGCUUCCACAGCCUGCCACUACUGCGCUGUGUGUUCGUCAGGGAGCGCAUCACCGUGGUGCACGCCCACAGCUCCUUCUCCGCCAUGGGACACGAUGCACUGUUCCACGCCAAGACCAUGGGCCUCAACACGGUCUUCACUGACCACUCCCUCUUCGGUUUUGCUGACGUCAGCUCGGUGCUGACCAAUAAGCUGCUGACUGUAUCUCUGUGCGACACCAAUCACAUUGUGUGCGUGUCAUACACCAGUAAGGAGAACACAGUGCUCAGGGCAGGGCUUGACCCCGAGAUUGUUUCUGUCAUCCCCAAUGCUGUCGACCCCAGAGACUUCACCCCCGACCCCUCCCGACGGCAUGACGACAGGAUCACCAUCGUUGUGAUCAGCCGUCUCGUCUACCGCAAAGGAAUAGAUCUCCUGGGAAGGAUCAUCCCAGAGCUCUGUCUGAAACAUCCAGAUCUACAUUUUCUGAUUGGUGGAGAGGGACCUAAGAGAAUCGUGUUGGAGGAAGUGAGAGAGAAAUACCAACUACACGACAGGGUGCAUCUCCUGGGGGCCCUGGAGCAUAAGGAUGUGCGUGGGGUGUUGGUCCAGGGACAUAUCUUCCUCAACACCUCCCUGACUGAGGCCUUCUGCAUGGCCAUAGUGGAGGGAGCCAGCUGUGGACUACAGGUGGUAAGUACGCGUGUUGGAGGGAUCCCAGAGGUUCUGCCUGAGCAUCUGAUCACCCUGUGCGAGCCCACUGUGCAUUCUCUGUGUGCCGGCCUGGAGAGUGUCAUCGCUAGGCAACUAUCGGGCCGCGUUGCCUCCCCCGCCACCAUCCACGCCCACGUCCGCACCCUGUACACCUGGAGGAACGUCGCAGAGAGAACAGAGAAGGUGUAUGACUGCGUCGCUGGGAAGGAGGUUCUUCCUCUGGAAAGACGGCUGCUCAGACUGAGGGCCCACUGUGGCCCCGUGGCAGGCUCCAUCUUUGCCCUCUUUGCUGUUCUCGACUUCCUGUUCCUGCUCCUCCUCCGCUGGCUCCUCCCAGACCGCCUCAUAGAUAUUGCCAUGGACGCCACGGGCCCUCAGGGGUUGUGGAGGCGGGGCUUGGUCGAUAGGAAAGGAACUCGCUUUAAAAGUGCCGUCUUGACAAAGGAGGAGUCAAGUGGUCACAAGACCAAGCUUUGAUCACAACGCCAAGCAGGCACAAAUCCUUAUCCUCAAUUGUUAUACAACUCCUGAAAAUACAGAUAUUUGUACAUUUUUUACUUGAUAUCUGACCCCACAACCUUAUGACCUGUGGAGACUGACCACUCGUUGCAGAAUGUUUUAGGGGGAACCCGUGUGUUUACAAUAGGAUUGUUUUUUUGUUUUCUAAACUUUUUUUGUUUUCUUUUCCUCUAAAUAUUUAAUAUAUUAUUUCUUAGACUUUAUAUGAUCAAAAGGAUCAAUACUUUGUAGUUAUGUUUCUUUUGUAAUGUUAUUUCUUUAAAUUCUUAUGAGUGGCAGCCCAAAUCAAAUCUAAUUUUAUUUGUCACAUGCGCAGAAUACAACCGGUGUAGACCUUACUGUGAAAUGCUUACUUACAAGCCCUUAACCAACAAUGCAGUUAAGAAAAUAUUUACUAAAUAAACAAAAGUUUUUUAAAAAGUCACACAAUAAAAUAACUAGGCUAUAUACAGGGGGUACCGGUACAGAGUCAUUGUGCGGGGUUCAGGUUAGUUGAGGUAGUGUGUAAAUGUAGGUAGGGGUAAAGUGACUAUGCAUAGAUAAUAAACAGCGAGGGGGGGGUCAAUGCAAAUAGUCCAGGUAGCCAUUUGCUUAGUUGUUCAGCAGUCUUAUGGCUUGGGGGUAGAAGCUUCUGUUGAGAAGCCUCUUGGACCUAGACUUGGCGCUCCGGUACCGCUUGUCGUGCGGUAGUGGAGAGAACAGUCUAUGACUUGGGUGGCUGGAGUCUUUGACAAUUUCCUUCCUCUGACACAGCCUGGUAUAGAGGUCCUGGAUAGCAGGAAGUUUGGUCUUAGAGAUAUACUGGGCUGUACGCACUACCCUCUGUAGCGCCUUACCGUCGGAUGCUGAGCAGUUGCCAUACCAUGCGAUGAUGCAACCGGUCAGGUACAAUGUGUGAAAUAAUAUAUUGAAAAUAUAUGAACAGAAUAUUAAUUGAUAUGAAUUUAAAUAAUGUACAGUUGUGGCCAAAAGUUGAGAAUGACACAAAUAUUAAUUUCCACAAUGUUUGUUGCUUCAGUGUCUUUAGAUUUGUCAGAUGUUACUACACUGCUCAAAAAAAUAAAGGGAACACUUAAACAACACAA
Salvelinus fontinalis (brook trout) is the source of this 3502-nucleotide messenger RNA. Its product is annotated as phosphatidylinositol N-acetylglucosaminyltransferase subunit A-like. NCBI's taxonomy places the organism in Eukaryota, Metazoa, Chordata, Actinopteri, Salmoniformes, Salmonidae. The transcript is spliced from 8 exons. Gene Ontology annotation, biological process: GPI anchor biosynthetic process. The record is from RefSeq and is a predicted model, not a curated record. Gene Ontology annotation, cellular component: glycosylphosphatidylinositol-N-acetylglucosaminyltransferase (GPI-GnT) complex. Bases 885 to 2375 code for a protein of 496 amino acids. Gene Ontology annotation, molecular function: phosphatidylinositol N-acetylglucosaminyltransferase activity.